Messenger RNA from Magnolia sinica, 1472 nucleotides. RefSeq names its product protein MIZU-KUSSEI 1. The coding region runs from base 35 to 793 and encodes 252 amino acids. The transcript has a single exon. Lineage: Eukaryota; Viridiplantae; Streptophyta; Magnoliopsida; Magnoliales; Magnoliaceae. Gene Ontology annotation, biological process: hydrotropism. The record is from RefSeq and is a predicted model, not a curated record.
UCUCUCUCAUGGCUUCUUCCUGUAGCUCGUUCUAAUGUGGGGCCCAAUCAUGGCGGAGCCAAUGCCCGAAUCAGAAGAGCGGGAUCCACCAGCAAAAUCGAUUCCACCCACGCCACCAUCCCCGCCGUCGCUACCUCGGCCAAUGGGGUCCCUCCUUCAACCAACCCAUAAGAAGAGACCCAAGUCAGUGAAGGUGUUCAGGCUCUUCCGGUCCGUCUUCCGGACGUUCCCUAUCUUCACGCCCGCAUGCAAGCUCCCGACCAUCACAGGUUCCGUGCCGGAGAACCGCCGCAACAUGUCAGGAACUCGAGUCACCGGCACCCUGUUCGGCUACCGCAAAGGGCGGGUGAGCCUGUCGAUGCAAGAGGCCCCAAAGUGCCUCCCGACUCUCGUCGUUGAGCUCGCCAUGCAGACCAACGUCCUCCAGAAGGAGAUGAGCUCUGGCAUGGUACGGAUUGCCCUCGAGUGCGAGAAGCGGUCAGAGAAAGACAAGAUGAAGCUCCUCGACGAGCCCAUGUGGACCAUGUACUGCAACGGGAAGAAGAGUGGUUAUGGAGUGAAAAGAGAGGCGACUGAGGAGGACCUCAGCGUCAUGGAGCUCCUCAAGCCGGUGUCCAUGGGUGCUGGUGUUCUUCCAGGGAAUUCCGAAUCCGAGGGCCCUGAGGGCGAGUUGGCGUAUAUGCGGGCCCAUUUUGAACGCGUUGUCGGGUCCAAAGACUCCGAGACACUCUACAUGCUUAGCCCGGACGGGAGCAACGGGCCUGAGCUCAGUAUCUUCUUUGUACGGCUGUAAGCAGGACGGUCAUUGGACUAUAAUUUUGUACGGCUGUGAGAGAUCAAUGGGCCAUUGGCGAUGGAAUGGCCCAGGGACAUCCUAGGCUGGUGUGAGUGAGAGGUGAAUGGUGGUACGUGCAUGGAAAUGUGAAAGGGUUUUGACAUGGCCCAGGGCAACAUUCCAUCAAGAGAGCUGAUCACCUUCAGGCAAGCUACCGCAACCUGUGGUAAUGUAUCAUCUUUCCUGCCAACAUGCCACUUGUGUAGAACAUCAGUGCCAUUAAAGAGGUGGGAUCCUCCAUGAAGGUCACAUGGUAAAAAAAUCAGGCUAGUCCGCUCAUCAGGUGGGCCUUGCCAUUGACAACUGACAGUUUGACUCAACAUACAAGCGUGGUGCACCUAGUGAUUGGAUCAUCCUGAUUUUCGAGAAAGGUUAUCUUCAUGAGCGUGGCCUAACACUUUCAUGGUACUGAUUUGCGAGAAAAGAGGCAUUUUGGAUGGAAAGAUGGUACAUAGAGGCAAGUUAUGGUACCAUUGCCUGUUGGAGAUCAGUCCAUCAAUCAAGUGUAGUUUAGAUAUUUAAAUUGAGAGCUUUUCUAUCCCCUUUUUGUUUUUGUUGUAUAUACGGUCUUAUUUCAACGAUCCAAGUAAAAGUAGGGACAUGUCUAAGAUCACAGUUUCAUGUUUGGUGUGGAUGC